Messenger RNA from Lipotes vexillifer (Yangtze River dolphin), 2233 nucleotides. It is a transcript of the gene TLCD3A, whose product is annotated as TLC domain containing 3A. The transcript has 5 exons. Gene Ontology annotation, biological process: lipid homeostasis. Gene Ontology annotation, cellular component: endoplasmic reticulum; membrane. Bases 28 to 804 code for a protein of 258 amino acids. Lineage: Eukaryota; Metazoa; Chordata; Mammalia; Artiodactyla; Lipotidae. The record is from RefSeq and is a predicted model, not a curated record.
GAGCUAGGCGGCCGAGCCUGAGCACCCAUGCUGCUGCCGCUGGCCUGGGGCUCGCUCCUCUUCCCGGGGCUCUUCGGGCUCUGCACCUGGGGGCUGCGGCGCGCGCGGCCCGCCUGGACCCACAACGACUGCGUGCUGAUCAGCACCAGGCUGGUUUCUUCAGUGCAGGCUGUGUUGGCCACCGGGUCUGGGAUCAUCAUCAUCCGCUCCUGUAGCCACGUGAUCACCGACAGGCACUGGCUUGCCCGAGAGUAUGUCUGGUUUUUGAUUCCAUACAUGAUCUAUGACUCCUACGCCAUGUACCUCUGUGAAUGGUACCGAACCGGGGACCAGAGCAGCAAACAUCCCCUCACCAUUUUUCGAAACUUCCUAAGUAAAAACCGCCUCAUGAUCACGCACCACGCAGUUAUUCUGUUUGUCCUUGUGCCGGUUGCACAGAGGCUUAGGGGAGAGCUUGGGGACUUCUUUGUUGGCUGCAUCUUCAUGGCAGAACUGAGUACUCCGUUUGUGUCGCUGGGCAGAGUUCUGAUUCAGCUAAAGCAGCAGCACACGCUGUUGUACAAGGUGAAUGGAAUCCUCACGCUGACCACCUUCUUCUUAUGUCGGAUCCUCCUUUUCCCCUUCAUGUACUGGUCCUACGGCCAGCAGCAGGGACUGAGCCUGCUCCAAGUGCCGUUGCACAUUCCUUUCUACUGCAAUGUGGCCAACGCCUUCCUCAUCGCUCCCCAGCUCUACUGGUUCUCUCUGCUGUGCAAGAAGGCAGUCCGGCUCUUUGAUGCUCCCCCAGCCAAAAAGGAUGGUUAAUUGCUCCGUGAGUCAGGCAGUGAGGGCGCCUCCUCCACUCAGUAUUCCCGUGGACCAAACUGCAGAUUGUGCCCUGGGUGGCCUCAGCCUUUUGGGUAUUGAUAAGCAGAGGGAUUAGAGUUUUUCUAAAGAAUAUUCCUAUCACCUCUCGUUUCUAACUGCCCCUUUUGCAAAAGCACUUUUUUCUUAGUAACAACUAUUGGAUCCCGUCAGACCUCCACUGGCAGCAAGGUGGUUUAAUGUGAAGCCCAAGGAUCCUUCCUUAGGUCUUAUCUCAAGGGCUCUGGAGGUAGAAGCAUGGGGUGUGGAGAUUGGUGGACCAAGGUGAUAAGGAGCUGGGCACCUGCCUGGUCCUCAUAUUGGUGGCUCCCCACCUUUCCAGCCACUCAGGGAGUAUCCACACAUACUGGGCCAGCAGAAGCAAGUGAUGACUUGGUUCUUUUCCUGUGAUGUUGGCCUGGGAAAAUCGUUGUGGGUAGGUAGCUUUUUUAUUGUUUACUAGAUAACCCGUAGGUCCUUUGCCUCAUCCUUUCAUCCAUGUGCCAACAUUGAAUUCUCCUGUCUACCGACUUCUGAUCAGAAGUCUCACUGGCGGGGUGGGGUAGGUGGCAGGGAUGGGAACCUGAAGCACCUGAGUAGGUAGGAAGGCCAAUAGGUCAGCACCUCUGCAGGCUGACUUGGUUAGACCAGUGUCAAACUUGUGAGCUUGCUGUCAACAGUCACAGAUACUAUUCCUUUUAGCAUGUCCCUCAAGCCCAGCUUUCCCCAUAUCCACACACACAGGAUGCUCUUAUUAAAAACUAUAGGGGUAAAGUGAAAUGAUGGCUACCGAGCUAUUCACUGGGUAACCCCUCUUUGACACUGUCCUUUUCCUAUGAAGCAGAACGGACUGCUGUAUUCCAAACCAUGAGAUGUCUCAUCUAAACUGCGUCCUGAUAAGCCAGAGCUUGUGGUCCAAAGUCUGUUCCUAUCUGACUUACUGCCAUUUAGCCACAGAAGGCUGGAGAGCAAAAGUGCAAGUCAGCCCUGGCCAAAUUAUGUUCUGUGGACUGACUCCUUCACCCACCAUUUACAGAUGGGAUCCUCUGGUGCCAACACUAAUUGUUCCUGAACAACAACGAUGGGUUUUAGAAACUGCUACCAUGAAGUUUUUUCCCAAGCAGUAGCGAAAAACUAGAUUUUUAAAAGUGCCUUUUAAUUCACUGUUGUCUGUGAACUUUUAAAGUACUGAGUGUGUAACAGUGUCUCAAAUUUUGACUUUCAGUCUUUAAUGGGUGCCAUUUAAAACACAAAAUGCUGUCAUUUUUUUUUUACUAGUAGUAGUUUUGUUUACUAUCCGUAUAUCUUUAUAAAUCACCCCUGUGGUGACUAAGUUGCACUAAUAUUUUCCAACUUAUUCUCAUUUGUGAAAUAUAUCCACGCCGACUUC